AUGUCUCCCAUAAGUGCCGCCGAAUUCUUCGAGCCUGCCAUGGACAGGCCACCCUCCCCAAGCAGACUUCGGCAGCUGAACUCGCAAAUGAGGCGAGCAUCGCAGCUGCGCCGCCAGAAUGGACACCGCACCGCCGCGUCGGCAUCUGUGGCUUCCAACGUCGACAAUCCCGGGUGGGAGCAGACCUUGGAGAAUCUGUCUCUCGGCAGACGGUCCUCCGUCAAGUCCACCGGCAGCAGCGCCCACUCGCGCGAGCGCUCAGAGAGUGUCUUCGGCAAGAACCCUUUCCAUCGACGGGUGAGAUCCAAGCGGGAGAGCAGCGCCAACUCCUCGUCGGCUAGCUCCAUGUAUUCCGCUGAAGUACCAGCGGACAAUGCUGCUGCCGCGCCUCCAAAGGAAUCUUUCAUACAGGCUUUCGCCAGACGACGAGCUUCGCGAGACGACGCCGCCGCAGCACAGAAGAAGCUGCAGAUAUCGGGUCCUUACAACUUCCAACAUGUUCUGCACACGAACCGCGACGAACGCCCACUGCAGGAGGCGCCCGAGCUGCUAACCAUGCGGGCGACCGGCCCGACAAGCGCUCCCCAUGCUGCCGCCUCGACCGAGGAAUCUGGCCUUCUGUUCCACCCCGACGCCUACAACGACUCUGGCGCCUUCUUCUCCAAGCCCGCUGCCGCAUCGCGCGAGACGCCCACUCCGCCUGUCGGGCCUCGUCGAUUGAUGAGGCGAAUUCGAUCGCAGGAUCAAAUGGGAGGCACGCCUUCCAUGUCACCACCGCCCAGACCACCGAGGUCUCCUAUCCCUCCCCCUGUGUCGCAAGCCGACUCUCCAGUUUCGCCCUCUCGCAGACCGAGCCUCCAGGUGGCGUACGAACAUGGAGAGCAGCUUCCGAUUGUCAACAUCGAACGCCCCAAGACCAGCGGAGGCUUCCGGCAUCCGUUGCCGUAUAACCCCGACGAGCAGGUCGAGCCGCUCCCGCCUAUGCCCAUCUUGACUACCCGCGAAGACUUCCACUUUUCUAAGACGAUGCUUUCGCCAAUCCAACCUUCACCUACUCGCGAAGACUUUCCUGUUUAUAAGCCAAUGCUGUCGCCAAUCCAGCCUUCACCUACCGAGCCCUCUUGGCCACUCGCCAGCCCUACUUUGGCAUCAUACGAGACCCCGCUUGCCGAUGUACCGGAAGAAGACGAGCAGAACGGUCCUGCUCGGCGGUCUAUUCGGGCCAGCCAAUCCGUUCCCAUGCUUCGCAAAUCUCAUCGCCCGGUGAGCAACGCGUCAGAAACGCUUGGCAGCCCCCUUCCGACGCCGGUACCGCAGCAUGCUGCUCCGGAGGGUCACGGGUUCGACUUUGGGCUCGGCGACGAGAGCUGGGAAGAUGAUAUUGACUAUUGCUACGAGCACGAGGCGGAGGCGGACUGUGACUACCAGUGGGAGCGUGAAUCCAUUGAUACCGCUCGCGAUAGCGAUACCCUCCCGGUGGAUGUGAGCUUUGCCCCCGAGGAGGCCGUUGUGCCCAUUGGGACCGCAACGUCGUCUCCCGGCAUGCUUUCCGUAGCCACAUUCGACGUUCCCGCCCUGAGCCCCAUCAGCCAGACAUCGACACCUACUGUCCAAGAGGCCAUCACGCCUGUUUUCGCCGCUCCUGCUACCAACAAUUUUUCUCUCCCCCGCCUGGACAAGAAGAAGAUUCGUGCUUCGUAUGCUUCGAGCUUCAAGGAGUCCCAUGGCUUCACCUUGUCUCCUUCACUGCUCAUUCCUGGCGACUUCCAUCAGCAGAUGCUGCUGGAAGAGGGUGCCCGAUACGAGCACCCCGACGAGGAUGAGCCGACAUUGCCAUACGCCCAGGCGGCGUUGUAUGACGAGACCAGCAAGUCAAUGCAGUGGUCGCAGCAGCGAGCGAGUACCUCCACGACGGGAACUACUUCCACUAACUCGGAUUCGACUGCCGACCGUCACGUCUCGACCAACUCCACUUGGUCGUUUUUCACUCGCUACACAGCGAGCAGCAGCGGCUCGGUACACAAGAUGACUGAAUCCUGGACCGAAUCUGCAGAGCCUCUGCCGGCAUCCCAAGCCGAGGUGUUGCCGCCUGCUGAUAUUGCAGACGAGGCGAAUAUCACCAGCCCGCAAGACACGGUUCCCGAACUGGUCUCAUUCCCACUCGCCCCGUCCAGGAAAGUUGCUCAUCACAAAUCUCACGCCAGUGAGUCGAUCAUCCGCGAGGAUCCUUCUGCUUCGUUCAAGCAGUUCGAGGCAGGCCAGAGACGGGCCUCGCGAUCCAGGACUGCCAGUCUGAACAGCCAAGCGCCGCCAGUUGGACAGUAUGCCUUGUUUCCCCGUUCGUACAUCAAACCAACGGGCGACCGCAUUUAG
Trichoderma citrinoviride is the source of this 2373-nucleotide messenger RNA. Its product is annotated as PAK domain-containing protein. The transcript has a single exon. The record is from RefSeq and is a predicted model, not a curated record. The coding region runs from base 1 to 2373 and encodes 790 amino acids. Lineage: Eukaryota; Fungi; Ascomycota; Sordariomycetes; Hypocreales; Hypocreaceae.